CACGUGUCCUAAAAAAUCCCUUCCCUUCGCGACUCCCUUGCGGAUCCCGAUCCCAGCUGCUUCCUUUUGUCUCGGCCACCGAGCGAGAGGGAGAAGAAUGGCCUUGCCUUUAGCCACGGUUACUCCUAUUCUAAGUCUUCGACGACUCCAAGCUCCUCGAAGCAACUGUGACGCAGCCGCUGCAACACGGCUGUCGGGCGCUUGCGAAGCUGCUCUCUUCGGUCUUAAGUUCGCUUGCUGCCGUGCGACCGCCGUAUGGGAUCGACGUCCGAAGCCGGCGCGAGCCCUAAUGGUGGAGGAGGGAAGAACGGCGGCAACGGCGAGGAUCGUUACGGUGGUUGGGGACGGAAGCGUUAGCCCGUUGAAGAACACUCCCUGGGAGCAGGUCAUGCGUCAUACUUCAACUCGUCUAAAGUGGGUGGAUGAAGGAAUUGAAAUGGUUGUAUUUAGUGAUAAGGCAACUCAGUAUAGUGAUACUCGGCAUGAAAAUCUUGUGAGGGAACUGCUAUGUUCUGAUAUGUUGGUUCAUGUCGCAAUAAAUGAUCAGGAAUCCAUUGAAUGGCUUCACAAAAAUAGUGAUAGUGUUCCAAAUAUAAUAUGCUUUGAAUCAUCACCAGAUCUAAGAAACAAACUUGGAGGAUCAUUCGUUCACAAAAGAGGAGAAGAAAACAUGUUCAACAGACUGGUCAACAUUGCAAAAAAAGGAAAUAGAAGUGAAUCAGCGGAAGUGCUUAAGACUGUAUCGGGUGCUUGGGAGAGGUAUAAUGCUGAUGAUAUUAGGUUCUGUUUGCUUGUUAUCAUCAAUUCUUACAUAAGACCUGUUUCUGUACUAAAAAAUUUAAGGGCUAAAGGACUAUCCACUCUUAAUUGUAUGAUUAAAAAUUGCGGAUCUCAGAUGCUAAACUGUUUAUUUGAUCCCAACUGUAGAAAAGCUCUUCAGUGUUUGAACUCCUGUUCUCCAACAGAUCAGGUUUGUAACUACCGCUGCAUUGCCUCUUAUGAGAGCCCAUACCUGGAGGCAUUUUCUUUGUGUGUGUUGCAAAAGAACAAUUGUCUUGAGUUAGAUGCAGAGAUCCCAAGCAAGCCAAUUGUAACUCCAUUGUAUAUGUUUAGAGGAGAGUUGUUGAGCCAUGAAGUUGCGGAAGACCUUUUUAUCGGUUGGUUGGAUAAUUUAGAAUGGAGCUGGCGAGUCAUAGCCGGCCAAAAUCCUGCAUAUGAUCAAUUCCCUUGUCAGUAUCAAUUGUUUUACAGGGGAAAGGCUAAAGGGUCAUUUUGGUAUGAACCAGUGUUUCAGGUCCGAACUCAAGAAGGGACAUUGGUAUGGAGACGAAGAAAGUAUCGGGUUAGAAGAGCAAGUGUUCCUGGAACAUUUUAUUUCAGCGUAUUAGAUAAUGGGGUAGUUUCUAAAGAAUUUUGGACAAUAAUAGAUGUUUGUGACGAUCUCAGCUGGGGUUUAUUUCAGUAUAACGGGGCAGCUCAGGUGGCUGGACUGUCGUAUACUGGGGCUGUGCUUGUUAGUCCAGACGGAAAUUUUAAACCUGAAUUGGGAGGACAAAGGCUAGUAUCUGCCUUGGAGAAAUGCAGUAUCAUGGACUGGGAGCUAUAUAGAGUUGAUAACUGUUCAUGCAAUAAUCCACCAUUAGGAAUUCCUGAGGGUUCGCGUCUGCGCUCAAAGAUUGAACUGAGGAAUCAGAGGUGGGUCUCUCAGCAGCUUGGAUAACAAAGCAUUUAAAGCAGUUAUAGCGAUAUCAAAGGUUGAACGGAGGAAUCAGAGAUGAGUUUCUCAGCAGUUUGGACAAAAAGGGAUUUUAAGUAGUUCAAGAGAUAACAAUAGAGUUAUUACCUCAAAGCGAGUUAACAGUUUCCUAUAUCAUAUGAGUCAUAAGGAGAUCAGUGGUUUUUGGGUCAUAAACUUUUAUCUUUGAAAGGAUCAAGUGAAACUUUUCUGUGUUCCUUGAGAUAUUUGCAGUUAUGAUGCAUUAAGAGUCUUCUCUCAAAGGAAGUAUAUAGGAGGCUCUUCCUGAAACCCUGCCAUUCAUCAUAUUCUUUCAGACUUGAAGAACUAGAUUGAGCUUAAAUCACGCAGGCAUUUUGGCAAAAAAUAGAUGCAUGACUAAUUUGUCAAAAAUCUAAAUUUAAAGCAAAAGGCUCAAUCGAAUGUCGUUACUACGCCUGCUGGUGCAAAUUGUAGAAUGCCAUCUGUGGUAAUAGACAUCCUUCAUCUUUGGAGUUUAAGACUCCAAGAACAGCUUCAUGUGAGCAUGGAAUCAUAUGCCAACCGCCCUGCUAAUGCUGAUAACUGGCUUUAUACGUAGAUCAUCAUGCUUAGAAUGCAGGCAUCUUCUGAGGCACUGUAGCGUGUUACUCGUACUCCUUCCAUGUAUACAGAGGAGGUUAGAGGGGCUAUGCUGGGCGAUUUAACCGGAACUUGAGGCUUCUAUAACGAGGAAGCAGAACCAGAGAUGGUGGUUUGUUAAAGAAUCUCAUCGAGCUUCGGGCUGCCUUUUUCUUUCUGCUUGCUAUGUAGAGAUUGACUACUUAACCAUUAUUAGUUCAUCUACUACUCUUUCGGUGCGAAAAAGUGACUUUGUAUCGCUACUUGAUGCAAUGAAUUUUGUCGAAGUGUCAUCUCACGUCACCACCGAUUAACCGAAGAUGACACGGAGACAUGUUUAUGUGCAA
Molecule: messenger RNA, 2682 nt
Organism: Musa acuminata AAA Group (dessert banana)
Lineage: Eukaryota; Viridiplantae; Streptophyta; Magnoliopsida; Zingiberales; Musaceae
Product: violaxanthin de-epoxidase, chloroplastic-like
Exons: 3
Coding region: 98-1720 (540 amino acids)
Biological process (GO): xanthophyll cycle
Molecular function (GO): violaxanthin de-epoxidase activity
Source: RefSeq, a predicted model, not a curated record